UUUCACGUUGCCAUAGUAACGUAUUGCUUGACAGCGGAUACAUUGGCGUACAUUAUUGUGUUUGUACUUCAAUUAUUAUGAACAAACCGCUAAGCCGUGAUGAUAUCGAGGCUAUGGAGAGCCAGUUGAAGCAGAGCUUGGAAGAAGACAAGGCCUAUUGGAGAGUUAAUGAUGUGAAAUGUGACGCAAUACACACUGCCAAAUCCUAUGAGGAAUUCGCCGAUCGUGUUGCGGCUGCACACUUACGACCUUUGGAUAAAGAGGACAUGAAGAAGAAAUCAGCUUCCUCGUGGAACCAGUACGCCUCCAAACAUGAUGAAAAAUAAAACAAUAAUUAUCAUCACCCGCCUUUAUUUAAUAUCCAUAACAAAAUAAACUCAUAAAAAUAUUAAAA
This is a messenger RNA of Danaus plexippus (monarch butterfly), 394 nucleotides long. RefSeq names its product coiled-coil domain-containing protein 103. Bases 78 to 326 code for a protein of 82 amino acids. The transcript has 2 exons. Gene Ontology annotation, cellular component: outer dynein arm. Gene Ontology annotation, biological process: determination of left/right symmetry; epithelial cilium movement involved in extracellular fluid movement; inner dynein arm assembly. NCBI's taxonomy places the organism in Eukaryota, Metazoa, Arthropoda, Insecta, Lepidoptera, Nymphalidae. The record is from RefSeq and is a predicted model, not a curated record.